CGGCGUGCUUGUUUAGUCUCAGCUUGGAGCCCGCAGCGACGAGAUGGCUUCUACGGAACGGAAUUUUCUACUGCUUGCGCUGGUGGUCAGCGCAUUCUCCGGAAUAAUCCAACGAGCAGACGCGGCACAGAUCAGCUUCGGCACCUGCACGCCCCAGCAGAGCGACGAGCGGGGCCAGUGCGUCCACAUCGCCAGCUGCCCCUACCUGGCCAACCUGCUGAAGGUGGAGCCGAAGACGACCGCCCAGCGCCAGCUACUCUCCAGGAGCCAGUGCGGCCUGGACAACCGGGUGGAGGGUCUGGUCAACCGCAUCUUGGUCUGCUGUCCGCAGAGCAAGCGGGACGUCAACGAGGAGACGCCGGAAGUGGCGCUCGAGGAGGGCCAGCAGCCCGGAAAUGUGCUGCCCGGAAGUGACGUCUGCGGAUUCCUCUUCGCUGAUCGCAUUUUCGGUGGCACCAACACCAGCCUCUGGGAGUUCCCCUGGAUGGUUUUGCUGCAGUACAAAAAACCAGUAUUUUCCGAAACCUAUUCCUUUAAUUGCGGCGGCGCUCUGCUCAACUCCCGCUACGUCCUGACCGCCGGACACUGUCUGUCCAGCCGGGAGUUGGACAAGUCCGGCGUGGCCCUGCACAGCGUUCGCCUGGGCGAGUGGGACACCCGCACCGAUCCCGACUGUGCCGUCCAGCCGAACAAGAAACGGAUCUGCGCCCCCAACAGCAUCGACAUCGAGGUGGAGAAGUCAAUCAUCCACGAGCAAUUCUCACCGAAUUCCGUGGACCAGAAGAACGAUAUUGCACUGCUGCGUCUCAAGCGGAGUGUGAGCUACACCGACUAUGUGCGACCCAUUUGCCUGCCCACCGACGACCUGGUGCGUAACAACUUCGUCGACUAUGGCAUGGAUGUGGCCGGCUGGGGACUCACCGAGAACAUGCAGCCCAGUCCGGUCAAGCUGAAGAUCUCCGUCAAUGUGUGGAAUCUGACGACUUGCCAGAGCAAGUACACCACGUUCAAGGUGAAUCUGGACGACACCCAGAUGUGUGCCGGCGGCCAGUUGGGUAUGGACACCUGCGGCGGCGACUCCGGCGGACCCCUGAUGGUGGGCAUCAAUUCCGGCGGGCGGGAGGUCUUCUACAUCGCCGGUAUCACCUCGUACGGCACCAAACCGUGCGGCCUAAAGGGCUGGCCCGGCGUUUACACCCGCACUGGGCCCUUCAUCGAUUGGAUACGACACAAAUUGGAGGCAUAAUAAAUAAAAUUGCUAAUUUA
Molecule: messenger RNA, 1266 nt
Organism: Drosophila elegans
Lineage: Eukaryota; Metazoa; Arthropoda; Insecta; Diptera; Drosophilidae
Product: spaetzle-processing enzyme
Exons: 4
Coding region: 44-1246 (400 amino acids)
Biological process (GO): proteolysis
Molecular function (GO): serine-type endopeptidase activity
Source: RefSeq, a predicted model, not a curated record